CCUGCUACCAACGCUUCUCUCGAGACUGUCGCGCAUCGCAACCCGCAUUGAUCCCGCGACUAUCUCUCCGACUACCUACCGAACUUCCGUGAUCGCAUCCCAUCCACAAUGGCUGUCGAGACUGCUCCCCCGUCUUCGCCCGUCCCCAUCCCCGAACUGACCAAGAUCGCCACCGAGGCCUGCGACACCUCCCUGAAGGAUGCCACCGAAUACGAGCACACCAAAGUCGGGGAAUGGAACUCGCAAAUCAUUAACUCCAUCCUGAAAGCCCUGAUCACCGCCACCGCCCCCACCACCCCCUCCACGGCGCCCCCUUACCGCUUCACCGUCAACAGCACCAUCGUGCAACAAGGCCUGAUCGACAAGUCCGCUGCCGCCGACGGCGCCGCCGGCAACGCCGGCAAGCGCGGCAUGCACUCCGCCUCCGGGGCCUUCUGGGAUGUGAACCGCGAUGGCAUGUGGACGUUCAAGUACCCUGGUGCGGAGGAGCGGGGUCUGGAUGUCGUGGUCAGUGUGACGUGGUUUGCGUUGAGCUAGGUCGGUAGUUUGUUUUGAGUUAGAGUAAUGGAAGGGAGAUAUAC
This is a messenger RNA of Aspergillus heteromorphus CBS 117.55, 581 nucleotides long. Its product is annotated as dynein light chain Tctex-type family protein. The transcript is spliced from 5 exons. Bases 109 to 537 code for a protein of 142 amino acids. Gene Ontology annotation, molecular function: dynein intermediate chain binding. Lineage: Eukaryota; Fungi; Ascomycota; Eurotiomycetes; Eurotiales; Aspergillaceae. Gene Ontology annotation, cellular component: cytoplasm; cytoplasmic dynein complex. The record is from RefSeq and is a predicted model, not a curated record. Gene Ontology annotation, biological process: microtubule-based movement.